AUGCGCCGUCCGCCCCUUGCCUGCCGCCGAGCAGUGCAAUCGCUCCAAUUGCCCACCCCUCACCACAUAUGGAUCUCCGACGACCUCCUCGCCCUCGCCCUCAAUAGAUUUUUCCGCAGCUCAUGCCCGCACCAGAGGCGUCAUGGCAGCCAUGUCCCGGGGCCAUUGGAGGCUAGGAGGAGAGCUGCCAAACGCCGCAUGACCGUCUCGGCGGGUUUCUACCCCCCAGACCAUCUUUCGUCGCUGUUCAAUCUGGGUGCCUUGUUUGGCUUCCGUAAAGACACACAGCCCACCUGGAGAUACGAAGCGCCCACCUUGCAGCAGCGUGCCGACACACUCGAUCGACAGGAGCACCCCGCUUCUGCCUCGUCCCACCCCUUCGCCUUUCCAAAUCCUUUUUCGCAAUCCUAUGACCAGACAAAAUCACAAACACACGGGGCACGUGUACAAUCAGACGGCCUAGAAGAGAGCCCAGAACCUGCUACUGAUGCAAUUGGGGACCUUGACCAAACUGGCGUGCAUACAGCCCACUUUGACCAUUUCAAAUCCCAAGUCGCGCAUGCCGGGGACCUGUCUAGUUCUGAGCGUAGCAGACUCCUUGCCACCACCUGGAGGUCCUGUCGCCCAGAUCAUCCCGAUGCGUGGGUGUACAAUACCAUGGUAGUCGAGCAUUUGAACCAACUUGGCUGGGAUCCCACGAGCAUUCUCUGUAAGCUCAAGGCAUUCCACACCCCGCCUACAUACACACUGCACAGCCUGUAUCUCCUCAACUGUUUGGAAAAGUCAUGGGCACGCUUUCUCCACGCUUCCAAAGUCUACCAUCGCGUGUGCAUGAAAAUGGCCGAGGCGGCCAAGUCUGCAGAGGCUUCGAGAAGCUCGUCACAGGACGCCGAGCUUCUCCUUAUAAUCCGCCUGGCACUGCACGGCGCUGUUGCAUCGACCAACGAGAUCAAACGCUCCGUCGCAGAGUCUUUGGUUGCCGUUGCCGACAAGAUCCAAAACCUCCAUGUCCGGAAGUCGUUGCGCUCCAUCCUGACAGGCACCAAUACUAUAGAGCAAUGCAUGAACCUCUUUCUUGCACGCGCUGCUACAGACUACAGUGUCUGUGCCGCUGUAGAACAGGUCCUCUCCUGUCUCCCGCCAAAGCGCCUGGAAUCGAUUGUCCCAUCAAUUACCCUGUCUCUAGCCACAGCUGUCGAGCGGAAAAACAAGCUGCCGGGCGACAUCUAUGCGCGUCGUCUGGAUGCAUGGUUGAUGGUCUUGGAGGGUCUUGGAGCGCCAUCGGCAUCGGAUGAGGGUGGCACGGCGUUGCUCGAAGCUGCCAUUGCAGCCGUCACAAAGCACAUCUUCACAGGCAAAAAUCCUGGCAUGAUGCAGAGCCAUUUACUGACUCAUGUCUUGGCAUUCCAAUUGACACGGCAAACGUCGUAUGUAACUGUCAGAGAACGGAUGUUACAGCUCACCUAUGCCUGUAUUGCACUCGCACGUGCGCAGCCAGAACCUCUUGGAUUUGAGGCAACUCUGGGACUUGUCUUUUCGCGCCUGCGGGGAGAGAAGUUGCCGUAUGAGGCAUUGAUAGAUGUCACUGCAGACGUGUUUGCCCGCCAUGCAAGCCUGCAUUCUGUGUACUGCUUCUUGUCUGCGCUGAGCCAGCAAGGACUCGGUCUAAACAACGCCUCGAGUAUCGAGUCUCUAGCCACAAAGACGAUACUCUCGAGCACGCAGGACCCCAAGUCCAUGGACGAGCGCGCACGCCAGCGUCAUGCCUUCACCCUCCACACCUGCCAGCGCAUCCUCAGCCUUGUCUCCAAGCUCAGCCCGAGCUCCCCUACACCCUCCCUCUCCACAGCCAAACACCACGCCCGCACUCUCCAGGCCCACCGCGAGUUCACCGAGAUCCUCACCCGUGCCGCACAAAACCAUGCCCUCCCCCAAAUCUACGCAAACCUCUCCUCCACCAACCUCACCCCCUCCCAGCGCUCAAUCCUCAUCCACCAGCUCGCACACUUCUACUCCCUCACUACCACGCGCUCCCACCGCGAAUCCUGGCGCGCAAUCUACUACCUCUACAGACACUUGCAAGCGCAUGCUCUACCCAUUGGUCCGCUGUUCUCCAAGGCCGUCGUCCGCGCCUCCAUGACCCGCCCCAUGAUGGAACACCGCUUCAUCAGCGCCCGCCGCUUGAUCUGGGUCUGCCAUCUCGUUGCCAGAGUCGAGGGCGAGCACGUCGUUCGGCAGAUUGAACAUGGCUAUUGGGUGUGGAGAGGCGCUUUGAUUCAGCAUGCCAAGCGUGUGCAGGAUGACGCGGGGGGUGAUCGUAGGGAAAAGGCCUUGGUGGCGAGGAUCAAGGCUUUGGGCUUGAUUUAGAUAUAUUCGUCUUGUCUUGUGCGUGUUAUGCGCAUGCUAUGGGAUAUGUGUUUGUUUGAUCUACGAGUCAUUUUGAUGUGCUGAUGCAGCAACGGCCUUUUACAAGGCAGUAAGUAGACGGAAUAUGUAUAUAGUGAAGUAGCG
Messenger RNA from Exserohilum turcica Et28A, 2511 nucleotides. RefSeq lists its product as uncharacterized. The record is from RefSeq and is a predicted model, not a curated record. NCBI's taxonomy places the organism in Eukaryota, Fungi, Ascomycota, Dothideomycetes, Pleosporales, Pleosporaceae. The transcript is spliced from 2 exons. The coding region runs from base 1 to 2367 and encodes 788 amino acids.